AAAAGCCUCAGUCUGUCUUCAUGGUGCAGGGAUAAUCUUGGACUCUUUUACCCCUUUCUCCUCGACUUUUGCACAAUUUAAGGCUCACGUCUUGGAUUUAGACAUGAAGAGCCUUGUGCAGUCCAGGAUCUGCUUAUUUCUGACUUUAUCACUGGCACAGAUCCUGUUUGUCAGAUGCCAAGAUGGGACCAGUGGAGAUGUAGAUGAUCUGAGCUGUAUAGAAGACGGGCAGGUCUACACCAACCGGGACGUGUGGAAGCCCGAGCCGUGCCGAAUCUGCGUGUGUGACAGUGGUACCAUCUUGUGUGAUGAUGUGCAGUGUGAUGAGGUCAGCAACUGUGAGAAGGUCAGGAUCCCUGAAGGAGAAUGCUGCCCGGUGUGUGACAGCGGGGGAGGAGGAGGAGGAGGCAGUAACACCAACAGAGUCAUAAAAGGUCAGAAGGGUGAACCUGGAGACGUUCCAAUCGUCACUGGACUUCCAGGACGACCUGGACCAAUGGGACCACCAGGUCCAUCAGGAUACAGGGGAGACCAGGGACCCAAAGGCAGACAAGGUCCAAGAGGCUUAGCUGGAUACGACGGAGAGCCUGGUGUUCCUGGACAGCCAGGAGAUCCCGGACCACCAGGUCACACCCCUGGAGGCCACCUCUCCUCACAUAUGGCAGGAGGCUUUGAUGAAAAAGCAGUAGGACAAAUGACCAUGAUUCCUGGUCAAAGAGGAGAGGCUGGUACAAGAGGACCACCAGGAUCCAACGGUCUACCAGGGUCACCAGGACCACAGGGCUCCCCUGGUGAUUCUGGAGAGCCAGGAUCAAUGGGACCUUCUGGUCAGAGGGGACCUGAGGGUCCACCAGGAAAACCUGGUGAAGAUGGAGAAUCAGGGUCAGCAGGAAGUGCAGGAGAGAUGGGAUUUCCUGGAUCUCCAGGAGCAAGAGGCUUUCCCGGAACUCCAGGACCUCCAGGUCUGAAGGGGCACAGAGGACACCAAGGUCCAUCUGGCGUAAAAGGAGAACAUGGAGCCGUCGGCUCAAAAGGUGAAUCUGGUGGUGCUGGUCCAUUGGGUGCACCCGGCCCGAUGGGUCCAAGAGGAAUGCCAGGAGAGAGAGGACGGCCCGGACCAGGCGGAGUACCUGGUGUACGUGGUACUCAAGGAAAUGUUGGCAAACCAGGUCCAAUGGGGCCACUAGGCCUCAGUGGAGCUCCAGGCUAUCCAGGGACUCCAGGUAUGAAGGGUGACCCAGGACCUACAGGAGUUAGGGGUCCGGAGGGACCACAGGGAUCAAGAGGUGAAAAUGGAGCACUGGGCAGACCCGGACCACUUGGCUUACAGGGACCAGUGGGUACUGAUGGAGGUCCAGGUCCUAAAGGUCCAUUGGGAACUGUUGGGCCACAGGGGCCUGUUGGUCUGCCUGGACCACAUGGCCCUCCAGGACCGCAGGGAAGCACUGGACAGCCUGGCAUCAAAGGUCAAGUGGGAGAUGUUGGUGUCACAGGAUUUAAAGGAGAAGCAGGACCUAAGGGAGAACAGGGUCCACUAGGAGCUCAGGGAGUACUUGGACCUCAAGGAGAGGAGGGAAAGAGGGGACAAAGAGGAGAUCCUGGAUCUGUUGGCCCACUAGGACCUGUUGGAGAAAGGGGAGGUCCCGGAAAUCGUGGCUUUCCUGGUCAAGAUGGGUUACAAGGAGCCAAAGGUGCACAAGGUGACCGUGGAAUAUCAGGAGUUUCUGGACCUAAGGGUUCGACCGGAGAUCCCGGCCGAACAGGCGAACCGGGUCUACCAGGAGCAAGGGGCUUGACUGGAACUCCUGGAGUUCAGGGUGCUGAAGGAAAGCCAGGACCCUCGGGUCCAACAGGUGAGGACGGACGCCCAGGACCUCCAGGUUCUAUUGGAACCAAAGGUCCAGAAGGAUCAAUGGGACUUCCAGGCCCUAAGGGCUUUAAUGGAGAUCCAGGAAAGGCAGGUGAACAAGGGCCACCAGGUCCUCCAGGCCAGCGGGGUUUACCUGGUAAAGAAGGAGAGGUUGGUCCACUCGGUCCUGCAGGUCCUCCAGGCCCAGCUGGUGACAGAGGAGAACAGGGGCCUCCUGGUAUGCACGGCUUCCAGGGAUUACCUGGACCAGCAGGACCAGUAGGAGAGGCAGGAAAGCCUGGUGAUGAGGGUAUUCCUGGUGAGGGUGGCCCCAUAGGACCAGUUGGACCAAGAGGAGAACGUGGUACUCCAGGAGAGAGAGGUGAGCUUGGGUCUACUGGACUGCAGGGAGCCAAGGGUAUCCCAGGAGCACCUGGACCAGAUGGACCAAAGGGAAGUCCUGGACCAACUGGUGGUGUAGGUGAUCUGGGACCUCCAGGUCUUCAGGGAAUGCCAGGAGAAAGAGGAAUCUCUGGACCCUCUGGUCCUAAGGGUGAACGGGGUUCAAUAGGAGAGAAGGGGUCAGAGGGUACGCCCGGAAAUGAUGGUGCAAGAGGGCUGCCAGGACCACUCGGCCCUGCAGGACCUCCUGGCCCAAGUGGUGAAAAGGGAGAACCUGGACCAAAGGGACCACCUGGACCUCAGGGUUCCAGAGCAAUGCCUGGAUCUCGUGGUGAGCCGGGACCUACAGGAUCUGUUGGAUUCCCUGGACAACCUGGACCUGAUGGUCAACCUGGAGUGAAAGGAGAACCAGGAGAGCCAGGACAAAAAGGAGAUGCUGGAUCUCCUGGACCUCAGGGAUUGGCUGGACCUCCGGGACCUAUGGGUAAUACUGGUGUAGCCGGACCAAAGGGUGGCAGAGGAACCCAAGGAGCUCCUGGACCUACAGGUUUUCCUGGAUCUCCUGGAAAAGUCGGUCCACCAGGCCCAACUGGCCCUGUUGGUCAGCCUGGUCCCCUCGGUCCUCCAGGAAGAGAGGGUCCACCUGGACUACGUGGAGACCAUGGACCAACAGGACGCCAAGGAGAGAGAGGCCCACCUGGACCUGCUGGAAGCCCUGGAGACAAGGGAGAUCCUGGAGAAGAUGGGCCCACUGGUCCUGAUGGUCCACCAGGUCCUGCUGGAACAACUGGGCAAAGAGGAAUUGUAGGUCUUCCUGGACAGAGAGGAGAACGUGGAAUGGCAGGAUUACCUGGACCAGCUGGUCCACCUGGUAAAUCAGGAUCAUCAGGAGCACCAGGAGAUAAAGGCCCAUCUGGGCCAGUAGGACCACCAGGUGCUAAUGGACCUCGAGGAGAUCCUGGUCCUGAUGGGCCAGCUGGAUCUGACGGUCCACCAGGAAAGGAAGGACUUGUAGGUGAACGGGGUGACCGUGGAGAUCCAGGACCAGAGGGACUUGUUGGUUCAAGGGGAGCUCCUGGUACCCCCGGUCCUGUAGGUUCUACUGGAGGCCCAGGACAAAGAGGAGAGCCGGGUUCAAGAGGUCCUCUCGGUCCUCCAGGCCCAGCCGGGAAAAGGGGUCUUCCAGGACCUCAAGGCCCGAGAGGAGACAAGGGAGAGUUGGGAGACCAUGGAGAUCGAGGACAGAAGGGACACAGAGGUUACACAGGUCUACAGGGACUUCCAGGCCCACCUGGUACCACUGGAGCGCAUGGACCAUCUGGAAUUAUUGGACCAAGUGGUCAAAGAGGACCCCCUGGACCAAUAGGGCCACCAGGCAAAGAAGGGUACGUUGGACAGCCUGGACCAAUGGGACCACCUGGAUCACGAGGAAUCAGUGGAGACAUCGGACCAGAGGGACCUCCUGGAGAGCCUGGUCCUUCAGGUCCACCCGGACCCCCUGGACAUGCAAUCGCUGCUAUGGAAGACUUGUUUGGGGGCCAUACCGAUUACGACGCCGGUCCACCUCCGCCUGAAUUCCCAGAGGAUGAAGCUCUGCCCAAGUCUAACUCCACAGAUACGUUCCAAGCUGAUCCAGGAGUCCAGGCUACUUUGAAAGCUCUCAGCAGCCAGAUUGAUAGCAUGCGGAGCCCCGAUGGCAGUAAAAAACAUCCUGCACGAACCUGUGAGGACCUUAAACAAUGCUACCCAUCAAAAAAGAGCGGUGAAUACUGGGUGGAUCCAAACCAGGGCAGUUCUGAGGAUGCCAUUAAGGUUCACUGUAACAUGGAUACUGGAGAAACAUGUAUCUCAGCCAAUCCCACCAGCAUUCCUCGCAAAUCAUGGUGGAGUACUCCAGGAAACAAACCAGUGUGGUUUGGAACCAUGAGGGGUGGAACUCACUUCACUUAUGGAAACAAAGACCAGCCACCCAACUCGGUCACAGUGCAGAUGACGUUCAUCAGGCUGCUUUCUAAGGAGGCCUCUCAGACCAUCACGUACCACUGCAAGAACACCGUGGGUUAUAAAGAUGAAUCAACUGGAAACCUGAAGAAAGCAGUGAUUCUUAAAGCCUCCAAUGAUCUAGAGCUUAAAGCUGAAGGAAACAACCGCUUCAGAUACACCGUGCUGGGGGACAGCUGCUCUCAAGCCAGUGGUAAAUGGGGGAAGACCGUAUUCGAGUACAGAACACAGAAGACGGCGAGGUUACCCAUCGUGGAUAUCGCCCCUGUGGACAUUGGUCGUUCUGAUCAGGAGUUUGGCAUCGAUAUCGGGCCGGUUUGCUUCUUGUAAAUCAGAGAGCAGAGAUUCAUUGAAGAGAUUCCUGAGACUCUUGAACUGACUGCUGAUACGCUCAGCCUUGUACAUAAAGUACAGCGGACUGCUCUGGCCCUGCAGCAGCGUAUUUAUUGUGCCUUUCCCAAUUCAACACAUUACAGCAGAUUCAGACCCAUAUUAGUAUGUUUUUGCUAAAGGAAAAAUCCACCCUGAACCUUGGUAAUGUCUUAUAAGAACUUUACAUGGUAAAAACAAAUUUGUAAACUAAUGAAGGCAGAAGCUUUUCAUUAGAAUUUAAGAAUGCAAAAUCCUUGUUUAAAGCAGUCUCAGCAACGUCCACAACCAACUGGAAUAAAAAAAAAAAAAAAUCUAAAUCACACCACUGAAAAAAAAAAUCAAAAAAGAAACGUUAGGGUGGAUUUUUCCAGUAAAUAAACCACUAAAAUACAUUGAAAUACAUUUUAGACUCUUUUUAGAUAGAUUAAUAAACCCAUUGAUUGUUGUUUAAAAUUUGUUCCAGCAUCCUAAUACAAGUCAGUAUGAAAGGCUACUGUACCCACCAACUAGACCCAUUUACAAAUGUUAUAAAUUUACGUAUUGUGUUAUUUUCUUUUUAAAUAUUUUUUUAAACAAAUCACAUGGUGCUACAAAGGAAACAUCUGUGUUUUCUGGCAUGAGUUGUUUCUCUGGAAAACUGCUCCUAAAACUGAUAUUCUAUUCUGUUGUUUGCAUUGUAUGACAUUUGAAUGCUGUUGACCAUUAAAUACUGAUAAAACCGAGUCAUUAGCGUAAGCUACCUCGUCUUUGUAAACUGGGAUGAGCAGAUGACAGUGUGAUGAAAUUUCACUUCUCCCAGAAUUAGGUACAGAGCAGGGUGAGGGAAUGUAAAUAAAGUCUCUCCAACACUAA
Messenger RNA from Trichomycterus rosablanca, 5476 nucleotides. It is a transcript of the gene col5a2a, whose product is annotated as collagen, type V, alpha 2a. The record is from RefSeq and is a predicted model, not a curated record. Bases 104 to 4582 code for a protein of 1492 amino acids. Gene Ontology annotation, molecular function: extracellular matrix structural constituent; protein binding. NCBI's taxonomy places the organism in Eukaryota, Metazoa, Chordata, Actinopteri, Siluriformes, Trichomycteridae. The transcript has 54 exons.